GGGAGGGAACGCCCUGGCUCGUAGAUCAUGUUUGCUUGGAGAGGCCCGGGGGCUACAGGAGCCCUGCGUGGGAGAGGCAAGGAGGAGCAUCCCAGUUUGACGACAGUAAUUUGCACUUUGAACAUGCUUCGUUUUUGUGUUGUGAGGCGGGAAUUUGCAGUGUGGUGCCAGGCCCCAGGCACGGAAGAGGGGGAGAACCAGGCCAGCGGACGUGUGAGCGGAGCUCCAGGCUGGAAUGCACCAGCUCAGCAAGGGAUUGUCCUCGCCAGGCCAGGCGGCUGCUGCUGCGCCCGGAGCCUGGUGGCCGUGACAGCUGCCUGGACCAUGGCGGCCGCAGAGAGCCCCUCCGCUGCCCUCCGGCGCCGCGACCUCUGCAGCCGCGGCAUCCGCCUGGCCGGCAAGAUGCGCGCGGAUGUCGUCGACCUCCUGGACGCCUACGUGGAGCAGCAGGGCUUGGACGCCUCAGCCAGUGUGGCGGCAGUGGAGGGGGUGCCGCUGGCGGCGGUGGAGCGCUGGGACGAGCAGACGGGCACGCAGCGGCUGCUGGAGAACCUGGCGGCCUACCGGGCCUUCCGUGCCCUGCUGGCCCAGAUGCUGGAGGAGCAGCGGGAGCAGCUGGGCGAGGCCGACGCGGGCCUGGGCCGAGCACUGGCGGCUGUCCUGCUCCAGGUCUCGGCCUUUGCCUACCACCUCGAGGAGCUGCUGCGGCUGGAGAGCCGCGGGAUCCCGGGCGAGGAGGGGGAUGAGGAGGAGGAGGACGGGCCGCCACCCCCGCCGCGCCUCAGCCUCUUUGAGCAGAAGCUGCGGGGCCUGGGCGUGCUGCGGGAGCUGGCCCAGUGGGCCGUGAGGUCCGUGCGGGACCUGCGGCAGCUCGCCAAGCCCAGCCUGGCCACUGGCGCAGCCCCCAGCCUGGCUGAGAGCCCCUGAAGGCGAGCACAGGGUGGGGGGUCUUGGGUGCCCCUGGGGCUCCUUGCCCACCCUCUCAGAGGGCAGCUGAGAGCGAAGGAGGGGACGUGGAGGGGAGGGACUGUGCCGUUAAUCCCCAUGCUUUUAAUGCUG
Molecule: messenger RNA, 1059 nt
Organism: Camarhynchus parvulus
Lineage: Eukaryota; Metazoa; Chordata; Aves; Passeriformes; Thraupidae
Gene: CNTF
Product: ciliary neurotrophic factor
Exons: 3
Coding region: 28-927 (299 amino acids)
Biological process (GO): astrocyte activation; negative regulation of neuron apoptotic process; positive regulation of axon regeneration
Cellular component (GO): axon
Molecular function (GO): ciliary neurotrophic factor receptor binding; cytokine activity; growth factor activity
Source: RefSeq, a predicted model, not a curated record